Molecule: messenger RNA, 3248 nt
Organism: Zingiber officinale
Lineage: Eukaryota; Viridiplantae; Streptophyta; Magnoliopsida; Zingiberales; Zingiberaceae
Product: gamma-tubulin complex component 3-like
Exons: 5
Coding region: 74-2578 (834 amino acids)
Biological process (GO): spindle assembly; microtubule nucleation; mitotic cell cycle
Cellular component (GO): equatorial microtubule organizing center; centrosome; spindle pole
Molecular function (GO): gamma-tubulin binding; microtubule minus-end binding
Source: RefSeq, a predicted model, not a curated record
AAAUACAAAACGACACUAAUUAAAAAAAAACACAUAUAAACCCUAGGGCCUCCAGGUGCCUUCGCCGGCGGCCAUGGACGAUCCCCAAAUCCUCGAUCUUAUCAAGGAGCUCGUCGUUCGCCUCCUCUCUCCUACAGGUUCCCCCUCUCGAAUCGCUGCUGAUGAGCUGCCCCGCGCUCUCCGUUUCGCCCAUCGCUUGCUCUCCAGCUGCAUGGCACCUUCCAUCGCCCCUGACGAGCUCGCCAUGGCCGAGUCUAUCAAGCGCCAAAUGGCUUCGUCCGGUCGCUCUUCGGAAGCUCUUGCCUUCGCGGACCUCCACACCAAGCUCUCCGCCCGAUCCGCCGCCCCCGGCGCAAUCCGCAACCGUUGGGCACUCCUAUAUCUCCUCAAAUCUCUCUCUGACUCCCGCCGGCGCGAAACACUUCCUACUUCGCCGGCUAACAUCGGCCUCCCUGCUCUCCCACUUGAUCCGCAGCCCAGCCACCAAUCGCCUACUGCUGCCAAGAAAUUUCUACCUCCUUCUGGAGGUAUUCUCCUUGUAUCCAAAGAUCCUGAGAACAUUCGCGAGAUCGCACUCAGAGAAUAUGCAGAUCUGGUCAUGGACGAAUCUGAGGCGACUGAGUCUGCCAUCGUGAGGGACAUCCUCUUUGUUUGCCAGGGGAUUGACGGCCGAUACGUGAGAUUUGACAAGAUGGCAAACUGUUAUGAUUUACCUGAGUCGUUGAAGCUUCCAAGAGCCAUGAAAACAAUGGUCCGCAAGCUCUGUGAACUUGGAUGGCUCUUCAGAAAGGUAAGGGGUUUCAUUACUGAAAGUAUGAGUUGCUUUCCUGCUGAGGAGAUUGGCACUGUUGGUCAGGCUUUCUGCUCCGCUCUUCAGGAUGAGCUUUCAGACUAUUACAAACUCUUGGCUGUGCUUGAAUCCCACUCUUCAAAUCCAAUUCCAACUCCAGGAUCCAUUUCUGGAGUGCCAGGUAACUACUUAUCUAUGCGGCGGCUUCAAGUCUGGCUUGCUGAACCAACUGUGAGGAUGAGAUUGAUGGCAGUUCUGGUCGAUGGCUGUCGAGCUCUGAGAGGUGGGGCAAUGGCUGGAGCAAUACAUGAGCAGGCACACCAUGGGGAUCCUUUAGUGCAGGAUUUCAUGGGUCGUCUAUUGCUGAGGGCAUGCUCACCUCUGUUUGAGAUGGUCCGGAGUUGGGUUUUGGAGGGUGAAUUGGAGGACAUGUUCUCUGAGUUCUUCAUACAGAGCCAAGCGGUUAAGGCGGAGGCUUUAUGGCAAGAAGGCUACCAAAUCCAGGCAGCAAUGCUGCCUUCUUUUAUUUCUCCUUCUUUAGCACAGAGGAUCUUGAGGACAGGGAAGUCCAUUAACUUCCUCAAAGUUUGCUGUGAAGACACUGGUUGGGCUGCUGCUGCCUCAGAAGCAGCAGCUCAUGUUGGGAAAACAACUAGAAGGGGUGGGAUUGUAUAUGGGGAGACAGAUGCUUUAGAAGCACUUGUUGUUGAGGCAGCUAAACGGAUUGAUAGCCACUUGCUGAAUGUGAUUCAUAAGCAUUAUCGGUUCAAAGAUCAUUGUCUUGCAAUCAAAAGGUAUUUACUUCUUGGCCAGGGUGACUUUGUGCAGUACUUGAUGGAUAUUGUUGGUCCAGAGCUCUCUGAGCCAGCCAACACUAUAAGCUCAUUCCAGUUGGCUGGUUUGCUAGAGACUGCAAUCCGUGCAUCCAAUGCACAGUAUGAUGAUCAUGAUAUUUUAGACCGUCUGAAGGUAAAAAUGAUGGAGCAUAGUGAUGGUGAUAGAGGAUGGGAUGUUUUCUCUUUGGAGUAUGAUGCAAGGGUGCCUCUAGACACAGUAUUUACAGCAAUUGUCAUGAAGAAAUACUUGAAAAUUUUCAAUUUUUUAUGGAAACUCAGAAGGGUUGAGCAUGCAUUGCUUGGGGUAUGGAAGAUGAUGAAGCCAAAUUCCAUAAUUUCUUGUAUAUUCACCAAAGAAGGUGCAUCUGUCAAGACUCAGUUUGUCUCCAUUCUUCGAAGAUGCCAAGUACUAUGGAAUGAGAUGAAUCAUUUUGUGACAAACUUUCAAUACUAUAUCAUGUUUGAGGUUCUAGAGGUUUCAUGGGCACACUUUUCAGAAGAAAUGGAUGCUGCAAGAGAUUUGGAUGAUCUUCUUGCUGCUCACGAUAAGUAUCUCAAUUCAAUUGUUGAGAAGUCUCUUUUGGGGGAACGAUCGCUAGGCGUUUUUAAGAUCCUCUUUGAUCUGUUUGAUCUUAUUUUGCGUUUUCGAAGCCAUGCAGAGAGGUGGUUUGAAAGUAUAUUUGAACUGCAACAAAGAGGGAGAGGCAAAUCAAGGACAAAAAAUAAGGAACAUGGUUCUUGGCUUGAUGGUGGUAGGAAAGCCAUCAUGCAACAAGCUGGACAAUUUCUUAAGUUAAUGAGUGAAGAUCUGGACAAAAUAGCUAAAGAAUAUUCAGCGUCACUUGAUGCUUUUAUUUAUCAGUUACCAAUGCAACAACAUGUUGAUUUGAAGUUCCUUCUCUUUCGUUUAGACUUUACUGAAUACUACACUCGGCUUUCACCUAGUAAGUAGAGUGCACUGUACCCUGGAAGAAGCAAGUUGUAGCAGAAGUUCGUUGGCAUUUUGGAGUGUUGUUUGUUUCAAUUUUUAUAGGGACAUAAAGAUAUCUAGCGUUUUUGCUCCACGGGAAUUUAGUGUGUUUAAGCUUGUACUUUCUGUUCAAAGGCAUGAUUCUUUAGUAAAAGAUGGAAUCUACCUCCUGCUUCACCCUUUACCAUCAUCUCGCAUAUUUUCUUUCCAAUUGUGGCUCAGGUGACACAUGCAGAAAUUAUGCAAGUUCCUGAACUACUAGUGUAGAGAAGCUUUCUCUUGGACUUUUUAAAAAUCAAUUUCUUUCAAUCAUUUUUGAUUCUCUGGCACUUGCAUCUUGAGAGCCUCAUUAUGAGCCAAAAAGUGGCCAUUGAUAUUGGAGUACCGAGAGGAAUGAAAGAAAAGAAAAAUAGCAGAUUGGGGCGCCACACUUUGGAUGAGCUUAAUGAAAAAGAGUGGCCAUGCCAAACAACUAUGUAUUGAGCCUCUCCGCUAUCAUUGGGAAGGUUACACUAUCCACCAGAGGUUAGAAUGGUGGCAUUGUUAAUGGGGAUAAAAUAUAUAUCAUGAAGCCAUUUGGGAAAGACAUGUUUUAUGUAAUUAUUGUACUAAAUUGAUUAAUUCAUAAUCUGAUGAUUAUUGGAAUUAUUUA